Molecule: messenger RNA, 514 nt
Organism: Saccostrea cuccullata (small rock oyster)
Lineage: Eukaryota; Metazoa; Mollusca; Bivalvia; Ostreida; Ostreidae
Exons: 8
Coding region: 140-514 (124 amino acids)
Source: RefSeq, a predicted model, not a curated record
UUCACCUCCUACGACUACACAAUCCUCCCACCACCACCUAUCACGAAGUGAACAAUAUCAGCUUUUUAAGAAAGGAGAAUGCCUCAGUGAACAUACAGUAUGGUCUUUCCUUAAUCAUGAAACUGGCUAUCCAAAUGGUAUGAGGAGAGAUGCUGUCAUAAACCAGAUGGCAGCACUCUUUCCCAAUGGUACAGAUGAUUAUUGCGAGUGUAACAAGAGCUUUGAUCUACAUUACAGUGGAGGCCGGGAUAGGACAGCUUGGGACUGUGCAAGACAUUACCAUAGUAACCCGUAUAGAAGUGCUAUAUCACAUUUCCUCGACCAAAUGAAUAUUGCUCAUUCAACGUCGCAGUCUUGUCAUUCGCAUACAGCUGUUUGGCAAGAACUUGCUGAGAUUGUAGAACACAACCAUGAUGGUCACGACUGUGCAGAGAACUUGAUACGGCAUUUGUAUGACUCUGUACGCCAUCAAGGAGACCCAUGUUCAUGCCACACCGGUAGAGUACCUAUUUAG